Messenger RNA from Lolium rigidum, 1095 nucleotides. RefSeq names its product GDSL esterase/lipase At1g71691-like. Bases 1 to 1095 code for a protein of 364 amino acids. Gene Ontology annotation, molecular function: hydrolase activity, acting on ester bonds. The transcript has 4 exons. The record is from RefSeq and is a predicted model, not a curated record. Lineage: Eukaryota; Viridiplantae; Streptophyta; Magnoliopsida; Poales; Poaceae.
AUGAGGGGUAGUGCCGUUCUCCUCGUCGGGCUUGUAGUGGCGGCGUUCGCCGGCGCGGCGGUAGGCGCCGGCUCAGCGGCGCGGUUGGUGCCGGCGAUGUACGUGCUGGGGGACUCGACCCUGGACGUCGGGAACAACAACCAUCUGCCGGGGAAGGACGUGCCCAGGGCCAACGAGUCCUUCUACGGUGUCGACUUCCCCGGCGGCCCCGUAGCCACUGGGAGGUUCAGCAAUGGCUACAACGUCGCCGACUUCAUCGCCAAGAACUUGGGGUUGGAGAGGAGCCCGGUGGCCUAUCUGGUGCUUAAAUCGCGCAAUUACCUUAUCCCCAGUGCCAUGACGAGAGGAGUCAGCUAUGCCUCGGCGGGAGCUGGAAUCCUCGACUCAACGAACAUGGGAAACAACAUCCCGCUAUCGAAGCAGGUGCGCUACUUCGAGUCGACCAAGGCUGAGAUGGAGGUUGCGUGGGGCACCCGCAAGGUCUCGACGCUCCUUGCUGAAUCCUUCUUCCUCCGCAUUGGUAGCAACGACCUAUUCCAGUCCAAGCCUAAGACCCCAGUCGAUGUGGUCGCGCUCUACACAACCCUUGUCUCCAACUACUCCACAUACAUCACCGAGUUGUACGGUAUGGGCGCGAGGAAGUUCGGGAUCAUUAACAUGGGCCCCGUGGGGUGUGUGCCACGUGUGCGUGUGCUGAACGUGACCGGGGCCUGCAACGAUAGCAUGAACCGCAUGGCCGCCGGGUUCGCCGCUUCCGUGAAGUCGGGCCUUGCCGCCCUGGUGCCGACACUCCCUGGUUUUACCUACUCCCUCGCAGACUCCUUUGUCUCCACGCAGGCUAGCUUCGCCAAUCCUCAAUCACUUGGGUUCGUGAACACCGACAGCGCAUGUUGUGGGAUCGGGAGGCUAGGCGCAGAGGAUGGCCGAUGCAAGAGGAACUCCAAGUUGUGUGCUGACCGGGACACCUACAUGUUCUUUGACGCGGUUCACUCCACACAACGGGCCGCUGAGUUGGCGGCCCAACAAAUGUUUGACGGCCCUGCCCACCUCACCGAACCAAUAAGCUUCAAGCAGUUGGCACAAAAGAGAUAUUGA